UGAGAGAAUGGUCAAAUUAUUUUCAGUAAACAAUAUUAUAUAUUUUGUUAGCACUCAUAUUAAAAAUUAUAUGUCAGCAUUUAACGCUGCUUAAAAAAACUUAGCUUAACUUAGGAAGACACAGCGGAUUGCAAAAUGUGAAAUUGUGGUAUUGAAAAGUAAGAAAUGUGCAACUCCCGUCAGAAAAAAGUCCAUACAUGAACGUUUUCCUGUGAGAAAAUAACAUUUGUCAAAUUGCUAUUCAUGUAAAGAUAAUCGAUACCCCGCAUUCCCAACAUUUUCUUAGGGUAAAUUUAAAAAUUGCGGCUAUUCCAGAAUUAUAUUUUAUGCCAUUUUACGUUUAGCUAUGAAUUGAACAAAUUAGCUUUUAAAAUUUAUAUAAGAAGGAUAUUGCAAAGAUCGAUAGAGUAAAAAGUGAUAAAAGAACCGUUGACUAUUUUCUCACAGUCAAAUAUAUCUCCUCGCUCGUGAGAUGAUUCUCGUAGAGACGCAGUAUUUGAGUCUCAAUCGAAUUCUUUUGCUUACGUUAGGUUUGUGGCCUUAUGAACGAUCCAAACUUAUUCGUCUGCAGCUGAUACUGCUGUAUAGUACUGUGAUAAGUUUUAUUAUAUUCCAGUUUACGGUGUUUACCACUGCAAAAUGUUCUGCAAAUCUCGUUAUCGAGAUUCUUGGUAUCGCAUUUUUUUUCAUUUUUAUUAUGAUAAAUUACAACUCAUACUAUUUUAAUAUGGAUAAUGUAAAGCAUUUAUUGGAACAACUUCAGGAUAUGUAUGAUGAGUUAACAGACGAAAUUGAAAUCGCCAUUAUACAAAAAUAUUGGAGUAUGGCAAGACGUAAUACUGAAGUACUUACGCUGAUACUCUUAUGUGGCAUAUUUGUUGGUGUUUUUAAUGCAUUUUUACCAAAUAUUCUCGACGCUGCAUUGUCUACAAAUAAAUCCCAAUCUCCUUCAACAUUACACAUCAUGACAGAAUAUUUUAUCGAUCAAAAAAAAUAUUUUUAUUUAAUUAUGAUGCAUAAAGAAGCAGCCAGCUGCAUAGGAGUUACUGCUAUAGUAGCAACGGGAACAAUGACUAUGCUGUACUUUCAACAUGCUUGUGGAAUGUUUAUGAUCGCCAGUUAUCGCAUCGAGCAAGCAACAUCGAGCAUUAAUUUGUCAGAUAGUAAUAAAAGAAAUAAGGAUUUAACUUGUAUGGGAAUAAUUUAUGCCAUUGAUAUGCAUCGUAAGGCUAUGAGGUUUGUGAAUCAUAUACUGUCUGCUUUUCAUAUAUAUUAUUUCUUUAUGAUUGCGGCCGCAGUGAUUUCCGUGAGUUUCAUUUCUUUUCGAAUUUUGGAAGGUCUAUCCUCUGGAUGUCGUAUUGAACAACUACUAUCACCAUUCUUAUAUUUAAUUACCCUUUAUAUAUAUAUGUUUCUGGGCAACAAAACUGCGCAAGAAAUCACGGAUCAUAAUAAUCACGUAUUUGCUACUGUAUGUAACAUUCAAUGGUACAUAGCUCCUUUACAUAUUCAGAGACUAAUAUUGUUUUUGUUGCAAAGAGGUACCAAAGCUUUUAAUGUAGUUAUUGGUGGACUCUUUGUAGCAUCCUUAGAGGGUUUUGCUACGUUGAUAAGUACGUCGAUAUCUUACUUUACUGUCAUAUAUUCUACGGAACGAUAAUAUACUGACUCAUAAAGUAAUUUUUUAUGAAGUGGAAGCUGCUAUGAAAAUUACAAAGUAUUAAAUGUUUAAAGAAAUAAAAUCCGACAAAAUAUAGUUGGGCAAAAUUAAAAAAUAUGCGAUGUGAAUAAUC
Ooceraea biroi (clonal raider ant) is the source of this 1793-nucleotide messenger RNA. RefSeq lists its product as uncharacterized. Gene Ontology annotation, biological process: detection of chemical stimulus involved in sensory perception of smell; sensory perception of smell. NCBI's taxonomy places the organism in Eukaryota, Metazoa, Arthropoda, Insecta, Hymenoptera, Formicidae. Gene Ontology annotation, cellular component: plasma membrane. Gene Ontology annotation, molecular function: olfactory receptor activity; odorant binding. The record is from RefSeq and is a predicted model, not a curated record.